Molecule: messenger RNA, 952 nt
Organism: Stomoxys calcitrans (stable fly)
Lineage: Eukaryota; Metazoa; Arthropoda; Insecta; Diptera; Muscidae
Product: L-xylulose reductase
Exons: 4
Coding region: 56-781 (241 amino acids)
Biological process (GO): xylulose metabolic process; glucose metabolic process
Molecular function (GO): L-xylulose reductase (NADPH) activity; carbonyl reductase (NADPH) activity
Source: RefSeq, a predicted model, not a curated record
CACAUAUCAUUCUAGUUAGCUACUCUGUUUUGUUUGGUGUGGUAAGACCGGUACUAUGUACGAGAAUAUGAAGAACAAAACAAUUCUUGUGACCGGCGCUGGGGCAGGUAUAGGCAAUGAUUUGUGCAAACAACUUGCGGAGGCUGGAGCCAAUGUUGUCGCGGUGGCACGGUCUAGUGAACAAUUGAAGGAAUUGCGGUCAUUCAAUUCAUCCAUCAAAACAUUCCAGGUUGAUCUUAAAGAUUGGUCUCAAGUACGCCAGACUUUGGCAAAUGUGCCCGCCCUUGAUGGAUUGGUUAACAAUGCUGGCAUUGCAAUCAUCAGACCAUUUACAGAGUUAACCGAGCAAGAUUUUGAUGACACUUUUGAUGUCAACAUCAGGGCAGUUUUCAAUGUGACACAAACCGUACUGCCCAAAUUGAAAGAAAAUUCCAGCGUUGUCAUGGUAUCAUCUCUAGCAGCAUCGCGAUCCUUUGAUGGCCAUGCGGUCUAUAGUGCAACAAAAGCAGCAGUUGAUUCCCUUACACGAUCUUUAGCUCUCGAGUUGGGACCAAGGAAAAUACGGGUGAAUUCAGUUAACCCCACCGUUGUACUAACUAAAAUGGGCCGGGAUAAUUGGAGCGAUCCCGCCAAAGCUGGCCCUCUUUUGGCCCAUAUACCACAACGAAGAUUUUGCGAAGUCCAAGAAGUUGUAGAUGCCAUUGUCUUUUUAUUGAGCGACAAAUCGAGUUUUGUCAAUGGGCAUCAUUUGAAUUUGGAAGGAGGCUAUUCGGUUUCUUGAGUCUUAAAAAAAACCACAAUGUUCCAUUAUUUUUUCUUUUAUUUUAAUAUAUGAUUAUAAUCCGUGUGUAUUCACAAGACAAGAAAAAACAAGAAUCUUGAAACGAAUGUAAGUAAACAUAUAUGAGUGUGUGAUUAUACAUUAUUAAAUGUGUGUAUCUUAACUUAAUAA